Messenger RNA from Thamnophis sirtalis, 1657 nucleotides. NCBI's taxonomy places the organism in Eukaryota, Metazoa, Chordata, Lepidosauria, Squamata, Natricidae. The record is from RefSeq and is a predicted model, not a curated record.
AGGAGGCGGCGGCGAGGGGCCAAGUGGCACGGGAGUGGUGGCGCGGCGACGUAGGAGGCGGCGGCGGCGGGGCCUGGUGGGAUGGUGGGUCCAAACGGCGCCGCAGGAGGAGGAGGAGGAGGAGGCGGCGGUGAAGGAAGAGCGGGACGGGUGCGACGACGGCGGAGGCGCGGCGGUUCCCCCUCGGGACGCUGAGCCGAAGCGAGGCGGCGGCAGGCGUACGGCGCCAGGAUCCCCGUGUCCCGGGGGCAGCAACAUGGUCCGGGAGAACAAGCAUCUCUGGGUAGGCAACCUGCCGGAGAACGUCCGCGAGGAGAAGAUCAUCAAGCACUUCAAGCGGGCUUCAGAUAACAGGGAGCGUGCUUAUGAGCCUAGUGCCUAUGGACACCAUGAACGGGGGACAGGAGGAUUUGAUCGCACGAGGCAUUACGACCAGGAUUAUUACCGGGAUCCUCGGGAACGGACUUUGCAACACGGACUCUAUUACAGUUCUCGGAGUCGCAGCCCGAGCCGCUUUGAUGCUCAUGACCCUCAUUACAAACCUCGGGCUCGGGAGCAGUUUACGUUGCCCAGCGUGGUACACAGGGAUAUCUACCGGGAUGACCUCACCAGGGAGGUCCGAGGUAGAAGGUCGGAAAGGAGUUACCAGCACAGCAGGAGCCGGUCACCCCAUUCCUUCCAGUCCAGGACACAGUCUCCCCAGAGGCUGGCGAGCCAAGCGUCCAGAUCCAGUCGAUCACCCAGCGGAAGCGGUUCUAGGAGCCAGUCUUCGAGCAGCAAUUCAGUCAGAAACAGCAACGACAGGGCUUCAGAUAACAGGGAGCGUGCUUAUGAGCCUAGUGCCUAUGGACACCAUGAACGGGGGACAGGAGGAUUUGAUCGCACGAGGCAUUACGACCAGGAUUAUUACCGGGAUCCUCGGGAACGGACUUUGCAACACGGACUCUAUUACAGUUCUCGGAGUCGCAGCCUGAGCCGCUUUGAUGUUCAUGGCCAUCAUUACGAACCUCGGGCUCGGGAGCAGUUUACGUUGCCCAGCGUGGUACACAGGGAUAUCUACCGGGAUGACCUCACCAGGGAGGUCCGAGGUAGAAGGCCGGAAAGGAGUUACCAGCACAGCAGGAGCCGGUCCCCCCAUUCCUCCCAGUCCAGGACACAGUCUCCCCAGAGGCUGGCGAGCCAAGCAUCCAGAUCCACUCGAUCGCCCAGCGGAAGCGGUUCUAGGAGCCGGUCUUCGAGCAGCGAUCCAAUCAGAAGCAGCAGCAAUACCAGCAGGGACAGCAGCGACUCUAGUGACGAGUCCUCAGCCCGUUCGGUUCAGUCGACGGCUGUUCCAGCCCCCACCUCCCAAUUGCUUCCACCUCUGGAGAAAGAUGAACCCCGUAAAAGUUUUGGGAUUAAGGUCCAGAAUCUUCCUGUGCGUUCUACAGACACCAGCCUCAAGGACGGGCUGUUCCAUAAAUUCAAGAAGUACGGGAAGGUGACCUGUGUCCAGAUUCACGGGGCCUCCGAAGAGCGAUACGGACUGGUGUUCUUCCGGCAGCAGGAGGACCAGGAGAAGGCCCUGAACGCCUCCAAAGGGAAGCUGUUUUUCGGCAUUGGGCCACAGGAUGGGGUCCCUGUGGUUACAAUCAAGCAGUCCAAGAUGAAACUGUGA